This is a messenger RNA of Plasmopara halstedii, 258 nucleotides long. RefSeq lists its product as uncharacterized. The coding region runs from base 1 to 258 and encodes 85 amino acids. The record is from RefSeq and is a predicted model, not a curated record. NCBI's taxonomy places the organism in Eukaryota, Oomycota, Peronosporomycetes, Peronosporales, Peronosporaceae. The transcript has 2 exons.
AUGGACGGCAUUUUGCCUGCAAAAGUGUCGAAAAGAGGACACUGGCUCCACAUUUCGAAAAUAAUUGAAGUGGCUGCUCAACUACGUGUGAGGUGGACGUGCUGCGACGCGUUGAUCAUCCGCACAUCAAUAAUCUCGAAGAGUAUUCCGAAGAUCAAGAUUGUUGUAGUCGAAAAGUAUCCCCGAUGGAGCUCUGAGACAAUGAUUGAACAAACAGGCACAGAAAUUGGUAGUCGAGAUAUGCCUUGGUAUGGCUGA